GACAAAAAGAAAAUUUGUCGAAAAGAAUCGAAUUAGAUAUGCGUGUGCCCGGACUCGAACCGGGAGCCCAUCGAUGGCAACGAUGGAUUUUACCCUUAAACCACACACGCUGUUCGGUUGAUCCUUGUUGUCGACAGCGGGUAGUGGAGGCUUCGAGUUUGCCGCGACUCGGGGUGUUAGCCGUGGGGUUGACUUGAGGCGAAACGCCUGGACAGGAUUGCAGCUGCAGAUAUCUGCAUCCAAAAAGCCGGUUCCAAGUUGGACCACAUCUCGACCGAUCCUGCGGGCACGGCGAGGGCACACCUGCACCACGCGUAUGCAGUGAAACCGUCUGCACAGCCACUAAAACACAAGGCAGGGCAGGCCGAUAUCGCCACAGUGGGAAGGUUGAAGGAUUUUGAUGUGUGAUGGCAGGAUGCGCAAUUUGGCAUGCAUGUGCAACCCAAGACGGGAGUACUAGAGAGUGCACAAUAUGCUGCGCCGGGUAGGAAGAGGUUAGGUAGGUAGUGGGCAAAUAUCGAGCUUCAACCGUGGCUGCCGCGCCCAGCGGGAAUCCCUGGCGGAAGCCCCCAUCUCGUCCUGUCGACAUUCACUCUGGGAGAGUCAUCACAAAACACCACGAACAGUACAGCUUUAGUUCCUGCCCACCUACCUUAGGCACCUAGUAGGUAUGCAACACAGACACCGCUAACCAUGACGGCCCGCAAAACAGCCUCACUAAAGCCAUCGGGCGCGGGCCGAAUGGCCCCAUACCCGACCCUGGCGCCCCCGCUCGCCCACGAAAGGCGGGACGGGGCGACGGCCCAGCCCGGGUCCGAGACGUGCGGAUACCGGACAGACGCGCAAUUCCGCCCGUUCGCUUGCGGCUCAGGCCUGACGUGCACAAACUCCAACAACGUGCGCGGCUGCUGCACCGACUGCCAGCACUCGACCCUUGGCACGGGGUGCCUCGACGCGACCCACCGGCUGUGCGUGGACAAGACGGCGGAGCAUAGGAUGCAGUACUGCUGCACCGACUUCGCCGACGUUCCCUUCUGCGCGACCUACCUAUGGUCCACCACGACCGAGACCCGGUCCAUCUACACGCUCUACAUAUGCGAGUCGACCGCGCAGCGCGGCGUGCAGAUCCUGGCCGCCGAGCCCAGGCCGCCCAACGGCGGGCCUUCCGAGAGGUCGACGACGACGUCGGUCCAAGGCAGUCCGACCGCGGCACCGGCAGAAUCGACAGGCCCGCCGGUCGGCGCCAUCGUCGGCGGCGUCCUUGGGGGCGUGGCCGUCCUCGCGCUGCUGCUGGCUGCGGUCUGGUGGGCCGCGUGCUGGAGGCGUCGCGGCGGCGGCGUCGGCAAGUCGGGCGACGACGACGACAACGUGGCAUCGUCGGCGAGAUUCGAGGAGGGGAAGACCAGCGGCGACGACGGGUCACAAUUACCGCCGCCACCGCCGUCGCUGCCUGCGGCAGACUUUGUCGUUAGCCCGGCCAGCGAGCUGCCGACAAUAGGCCAGCCGGGCGGCGGCGGCGACGGCGGCGGCGGCGGGGAGAUAUUCGAGGCGACAGGGUCUGGCGUCGACGCAAAGGACCGGGCGCACUGCCACGAAAAGGACGGAGUCCCCUGCGGUGGCGAGCUGGCAGAGCUGCCCGGCCAUGGGUCGUACACGCCGGAGCUUCUGGGAGACCAGAGUCGAUUCCGAGGCUAUGUGAGGGGCGCCCCUUUUUGAGUGCCGGGUUGCGAUGGAGGAGAGGAGCCCCCGCAGGCAGGGGGAGGCAAAAGCUAAUUCAUGCUUACCGCGUCGUUUUCUUGUUUAUGCCGCGUCCGUGCCACGCGUUCUCCAAAUUGUCGGCAACGCUGCUUCUGUCCGUUUGUCAAGAUGUUGGAUGUUGCAGGUGCAUCUUUGAG
Molecule: messenger RNA, 1895 nt
Organism: Gaeumannomyces tritici R3-111a-1
Lineage: Eukaryota; Fungi; Ascomycota; Sordariomycetes; Magnaporthales; Magnaporthaceae
Exons: 4
Coding region: 694-1716 (340 amino acids)
Source: RefSeq, a predicted model, not a curated record